Molecule: messenger RNA, 1164 nt
Organism: Drosophila persimilis
Lineage: Eukaryota; Metazoa; Arthropoda; Insecta; Diptera; Drosophilidae
Product: uridine phosphorylase 1
Exons: 4
Coding region: 21-1121 (366 amino acids)
Biological process (GO): uridine catabolic process; nucleotide catabolic process
Cellular component (GO): cytosol; cytoplasm
Molecular function (GO): uridine phosphorylase activity
Source: RefSeq, a predicted model, not a curated record
UUGUAUAUUUGAAAAUAAAAAUGGCAGCAAAGUGCAACACUGCAGGCGCAAUGCCAUGCGACUUGACCCGCGACGUUUGCCAGUUGAAGGAAUCGGUGAGGUCACAGGGCAAGCAGCUUGGGCGGCUGGUCAGGCACAUGAAGAUGGGGUGCAAAAAGCCGCCAAAUCAGAGCACUCUAAAGGGUCUCAAUCCCUGCCUGCCUUGCUUCAAGCCUGACUUUCUCUAUCAUCUGGGCAUGGACACGGCCACGACGAACUUCCCCAAGGUCUUUGGCGAUGUGCGGUUUGUUUGCAUGGGUGGUACGCCUGGACGUAUGGAGAGAUUUGCUUACAGGAUUAUGAAGGACCUCCGUCUGAAGCUGAGCCCGGUCACUACACUUAGGAAUAUGGCCGAUGGUCAUCGCUUUGCGCUCUACAAAGUGGGCCCAGUGCUGUGUGUCAGUCAUGGCAUGGGGUGUCCGUCGAUAUCUAUACUGCUCCAUGAGCUCAUCAAGAUGAUGCACUAUGCAAAGUGUCAGAAUCCCGUCUUCAUCAGAAUUGGGACCUGCGGCGGCAUCGGAAUAGAGCCCGGAACCGUGGUCAUCAGCUCGGAGGCACUGGACUGCAAGCUCAAUCCCUGUUAUGAGGUAAUCGUUCAGGGCAAAAUCGUGCAGCAUUGCAGCAAACUAGACCAGUGUUUGGCCCAAGAACUCCAAUCACUGGCGAAUCCUUGCGAAGUUGACUUUGAGACAGUUGUUGGUAAGACCAUUUGCGCCGACGACUUCUAUGAAGGCCAGUCGCGCCUCGAUGGUGCCUUCUGCGACUACACGAGUCACUCGAAGACCGCCUAUCUUCUCGGCCUGAAGGGUAACGGAGUGGUCAAUUUCGAUAUGGAGAGUACCGCCUUUGCCGCUCUCACAAAGCGGGCCAAUAUACGCUCUGCCGUCGUCUGCGUUAGCGUCAUCGAUCGUAUGAACGGUGAUCAGAUACGUGCAUGUCCGAAAUCCCUUAGUGUGUGGGAGAAGCGCCCUCAGGAGCUCGUGUCGCGAUACAUUCGCAAAGUACUCCUGGACGAAGUCAACGAAGCCAAAAAAGUGAAAGACGUUCCUGCCCGCUGCGUGGGAGGAGAAUCGGAGAUCUGAAUUGCGGCGAAGGAUUAUUUAUUUACAUACUUUCUCUGGCAAU